Messenger RNA from Cuculus canorus (common cuckoo), 9006 nucleotides. RefSeq names its product diacylglycerol kinase epsilon (gene DGKE). The record is from RefSeq and is a predicted model, not a curated record. The transcript has 11 exons. NCBI's taxonomy places the organism in Eukaryota, Metazoa, Chordata, Aves, Cuculiformes, Cuculidae. Bases 254 to 1957 code for a protein of 567 amino acids. Gene Ontology annotation, molecular function: ATP-dependent diacylglycerol kinase activity.
UUCCGGCGUCCCCGCGGCGCCCACGGGGAGCGGCCGGGGAGGCUCGCCGCGGGGCCGGGACCUGCUCCUCCCGGGGGAAGCGGCGCCUUCGGCCCCGGGGCCCGGCGGAAGCGGGCCGGCCGCGGCAGCGAGGCACUUGGCCCCGCGGCGGGGUUCGAGGAUGCGCCUGGAGCGAGGGCGCCGCUCCCGGGCCGGCCCCGCCGCCCGCCCGGGCUGUGGGAGGGGUUAGGGCGACGAGGCGAGAGGCCGAGGGAUGGAAGGGACCGGGAGCGGCUUGGCCUCCUCGGUGGUGGCGGACGGGAACCUGGUGCUAUGGACGCUGUGCUCAGUGUUGCUGCCGGUGCUGCUCACGCUGUGGUGCAGCUUCCAGCGGUCCCGGCGGCAGCUCCUGAUCCGGGACAUCUUUCGGAAGAGCAAACAUGACUGGCACUACACGGACCUCUUCGGGCAGCCGUCCUACUGCUGCGUGUGCGCCCAGCACAUCCUCCAGGGAGCCUUCUGCACCUGCUGCGGGCUCCGCGUCAGCGAGGGCUGCCUCAAGAAGGCCGACCAGCUCUUCCUCUGCAAGGAAAUCAUGAUGAGGAGCAACGGCGGAGCCCCCGGCCCCAUGCCGCACCGCUGGAUCCGGGGCAACGUCCCGCUCUGCAGCUGCUGCCUGGUGUGCAAGCAGCAGUGCGGCACGCAGCCCAAGCUCUGCGACUACAGGUGUGUGUGGUGUCAGUACACUGUACAUGACGAAUGCAUGGUAGAUUCUUUAAAGACUGAGGAGUGUACAUUUGGAGAAUUCAGAGACUUAAUUAUUCCACCGUACUAUUUGUCUACAAUCAACCAGAUGCGUAAAGACAAAAGAACCAAUUACGAAAAGGUGGCACCUUACUGCAGAAAAUACUGGAUGCCGGUUAUCAUACUGGCUAAUACUCGUAGUGGAAACAACAUGGGUGAAACAUUACUAGGAGAAUUUAAAAUUCUGCUGAACCCCGUUCAGGUUUUUGAUCUAAGCAAAAUCACACCUGCGAAAGCGCUCCAACUUUGCACCUUGCUGCCUUGCAACGCGGUCAGGGUUCUCGUCUGUGGUGGGGAUGGCACAGUGGGCUGGGUGCUGGAUGCAAUUGAUGAAAUGAAGAUAAAGGGGCAAGAGCGUUUUAUUCCACAAGUAGCAAUUUUACCUCUGGGAACAGGUAACGACCUGUCUAAUACACUGGGCUGGGGUGCAGGUUAUGCUGGAGAGGUCCCAGUAGAACAAAUCUUACGGAAUGUCAUGGAGGCGGAUGGAAUCAAACUAGACAGGUGGAAGGUUCAAGUAACAAACAAAGGCUACUACAACCUAAGGAAACCAAAGGUAUUCACAAUGAACAACUACUUUUCUAUAGGACCGGACGCCCUCAUGGCUUUAAAUUUUCAUGCUCAUCGUGAGAAGACUCCUUCCUUGUUUUCCAGCAGAAUUAUUAAUAAGGCUGUUUAUUUUUUUUAUGGAACCAAAGACUGCUUAGUACAAGAAUGCAAGGAUCUUAAUAAAAAGGUUGAGCUAGAGUUGGAUGGUGAGAGAAUCGAGUUGCCCAAUUUGGAAGGCAUCAUUGUCCUGAAUAUUGGCUAUUGGGGAGGUGGCUGUAGGCUCUGGGAAGGAAUGGGUGAUGAGCCUUAUCCCUUGGCGAGGCAUGACGAUGGCCUUCUGGAAGUUGUUGGCGUUCAUGGCUCUUUUCACUGUGCGCAGAUUCAGGUGAAGCUAGCGAAUCCUGUUCGCCUGGGGCAGGCGCACACAGUGAGGCUGAUCUUGAAGAGUUCCAAGAUGCCGAUGCAGGUGGACGGAGAGCCGUGGGCACAGGGGCCCUGCACCGUUACUAUAACUCACAAGACACACGCACUGAUGUUGUAUCACUCGGGUGAACAAACGGAUGACGAAGCUUCCAGCAUGUCUGAGCAAGACCAUGUGAGAGAACAGACCGAUGAAGAUGUAUAGAUUUUGUGGAAUGUCAUGCAAUACGGUGAUGAACUUCAGCUUGUUAACAACACUGAGAACGCCUAUCCUCGAUUAAGGUUUAUGCUCUAAGGCUCAUACUUGUCAAUGAACUAGAGCUGAGGAAAAGCCAUGCUUUCACGUCCAUGAAAACUUUUGCCUUGUAAUUGGUGGUGAUGCUCAGCCUUUCUAGCUGGAAGAGUCGGCUACUGUCAUGGCAGGGAACAGACACGUACUGCAGCUGUUCCUUGCUGUGGAAUCAGAUCUUCUGCACAUAGUGUUGUAUGCAAAAGGUUUGAUGCCCUCAGAGAGGGGAAUAGAUGUGAGUUUGGCCUGCUUCCACCUCCCCUCUUCCCCAGAACAGCUCCCAAACAGAAAACCAGACCAAGUAGGGUGUGGGCUGGCUUUCCAACAGCAGCCUGCAGCUGGCUGCCACCUCUUCUUGGGAGCGGGACAAAUACUUUUCAGCUGACCUGCCUGUGCAGUGCAUAUAGAAUAGGCUUGACUGGGAGAGCAGAAAACGUGGGAGCUCUUGGGAAGGUGGUUAGCAAGAAAGAUGCUUUUGGACCAAAGGUUUCUGGAAAUGUUCUGUUAGCGAAUGACCUUGUUCAGUGGCUGUGUAAGCCAUAGGCAGAGCACUCCUGAAGUCCCAGGUACCUGAGAUAAAACUUCAAACUAGUUGGACUGUGACUUGCACUGAAUGAUCCUGUGACUGACUGUACGUCAGUUCAGUGAAAGACUAAUUCUAGGUUUUCUUCAAAUAUCAAUAUCUUAGUUCUUGAGGAAGACUUGGACAAAGGCGCUGUCUUUUUUAGCUGUUUACAGGAGAGUUUUAAAGAGCUGAUGAUCUGUUAACUGUUUAAGAGUGGAGUUUGAGAGCUAGAAUGGCAGAGGUUAGCAGGUUCUGGCAUUCCUGUGUAUUAUUUGAUUGUGAGAAAGUGUGGAAGCGUUUCUUUUCUGACUGGCUCUUAGGAAGACAAAGAUACUUUGUUGGACCUGAAACUAUUUCCCAUUCAAAUAUAGGGGGGAAAAAAGGAUUGGUGGCCUGUACUGAGAGUGAGAGUUAAGAACACUUGCAACAGUACAUGGAAACUGUCGGUUUGGCACAUCUGAAGCUUCUCAGGUUUAAAAGCUUCUCAGGCGAAAACAUCUUCAUGGUUAACAGGAGUAAAAAUCUGCUUCCUUUUUAAUUUUCUGUUGUAGGUGAGAUGAGGUUUAGAAUUUGUCAGUAAGUUAAGUCCAGUUGAGUUACUGAAGGUGAUCUUCCAGUUAGGAAGAGAACUUGUGCUGAAUGUGUUACGCAUAAGCCAAGAUCGUAAGAGAAGCUGAGAGCCUUGGUCUGAAAUUUGAAUGUUGCUGCUUUUGUCUGAACUCCUCCACUCUUUCUUUUUCCUCUUUUCUCUAUGCUAACUGACAGCAAUUCCAUUGGGUAAAGUAGACUGUGUUUCUAGGCUUUGUAAAGUGAAACUUUUUCAACCAGCUAUAAAAUGCAUUUGCAUUAAUAGUGAAUGAACUAUUUAUAUUUUAAAAUAAUUUAUUGAAACCUUGGCAAAGUCAGUAUUUUUGAAACCUUUAACUGUAAUCCUCCUUGGAGAGCAUUUUUAACUUGAUGGUAUUCGUUGUAGAAAGUGUUUGUGCUAGAUCUUAAAUACUACUGAUUAUCAGUGAAUUUAUAGCUGCCUGAAAAUGUGACUAGAGUGUAAUGCACUGUAAAACAGAAGCCAUUUGUAUAUUCCACAUUCGUUAGCCUUAGACACCUCAUCUUAAUUAUUUUAUUGUAUGUGAAUAUAGAGAAUAAAUUAAGAGUUAAAUUUAUGUAAAAAGUGUUUAAUAUACUCAAAAGUAUACUAUGUUGGAUAAAUCCACUACCUUUUUUUAGUAAUGAGGUUCAAUUUGUAUUGGCUUCAAAAUCUUACUGGUUAAGUUAUUAAUUUUUUUUAAUAACUUGUAACCAUCAGCAUCCUAAAAAUAGUUCUGUUGUGUGCUCUGGUUGUUACAUAACUGUUGUUUACAAAGAAAUGACAAGUCUCUGGUUAAGCAGGGUAUGUGCUCUGAAAGGCAGGAUUUCUUAAGAGAAAAUGACACCACAGGCUACCUGAUCUGAACUGUUCACGAUAACGAUUUAAAGAGUUACCUGAAGCGAUGAUUAUUCAAAUUUUUCUAUAGCCUAAGAACAUUAACUGUUCAAAAACUUCACUCUUUGAACUUCUGAAAAACAAAUCAAUGCCAAGACUUGGAAAGUGGCUUUUUUUACAGUAAGUGCAGUGACUUCCUCACUUGUGCUUUGCCUGAGUGGGUGCCAGUGGUGUUGUGCUGUUUGUGCAGGCAAGAUCCUCUCGCUUACUUAGCGCAGCUUGUUAGAAGUCCGGUCCCAAAUGUGUGGAAUCCUCUUUGGGAAAUGUAAAUCUGUCGUUCUGAAGAAACAAAAGAGAACUGGAAAUGAAAGUAGCAUUUAAUUUGGCGCUUGUCUGGGACAGCCCCUGGUAAAUGGUCUUGUGUUGGAGCGAUCACCCCCUACUUCCACGAGGAAGUGGCAAAGUUUGUGUUGCACAUGUUGGCUGUUAGUGAUUGCAGCAAAUGGCAGGUACCAAACUCAGCCACCGUAAGCACAGGGAGGCCCUUGUAAAUUGGAUUUAUGGUAUGGGGAAUGUUCUGUCAGGUCAAAGUACCCAGUUCCCAGUCAGACGUGGAGUCAUCCUUCUCUUGUAACUGUGUGUACCUGACAUAUACAUGACAAAAAAAAAGUUGUUUUUAAACAUGCAGUGUUAGCACUGGAAUCUGUUCUGAAGUCUUGCCGUUUCCAACGUGCCAUCCUGUGAUUUCAAUGUGUCCUCUUUUCCAAUGUGUUGCAAAUUGGGUUAAAGCCAGUUUUGAGUUACCUUUGGGAACUGUUUUUAGUCCAACUGCAGAAAGUAAAUAUCAGCAAUGGGCUCCCAGAUUCUAAUGCUUAACACAGAUAACUUUUCUAAUUUGUAAUAUCACUGUAGCUGCUCAAUGUUGACAUGUGUGUUGUGACUAUAAAACUGCUACCUGCUUUUUUAAUGCUGUAGGUGCGUAAAGCACCAGUACAAAUAGCUGCUCUGUAGCUCCUCUGAAAGAUUGGAAACCUGAAAAUCCUGCAGUACGUUCUCGAUCCAGAAGAUGGUACUGCACAUCUGGAGCUCCUGUCCUGCACUGAAGAGUUUUCCCUUACCCCAUUAAUGAUUAACACUGAAAAAAACAGUAAGGGCAAUGUUUCCAAAAGACAAAUAAUGAGUGAACUCACAAAGUUUGUUUUUAUGUUUUAGUUCUGCGUACACUAGCUUAACCAAAGUUUGGUUGCAUUCUGGUAACUCCUGUUACUGUGGGUCCUCAGUCCUGUGAUAUGCAAUACAAAAAACUUGUAUGAGAGCCUUUCUGCGCUCAGCUGACUGUGCCGGCUCUGACCUCACUUGUUUGCACACACACCAACAUGGUGUGUAUGUGUAUUGUCACAUGCAUCCAUAUUCUUUGUUUUACUUCGUGUUUUCACCUCAGCAAUUCAUAGCAGGGUUGAACCGUUUGAUAUACCACCUGCACCUUGGAUCUCCUUCCAUGUCUGGAAAGAGUUAAGGUCAAACUUGAGUUCUUUGCCUUCAAACCAGCUGAGGUGGAUGGCAUUCACUUAAGUAUUUUCUUCUAAGGAUUUCUGUUCCUGGUAUUUAAAGCAGAUGAUGGUAGGAUGGAGUGGUGAGCUUCCCUUCUGUCUUCUUUACCCUUUGUUCCAGCUGGCUUGUCAGAAAGAAAAUAGAAAUGGCUUCAUACAGCUUAUUCUUAGCCCUUUGACCCAGUUCUUUGUGUUUUUCAGUCACCAUCACCACUCCUGGGGGUAUCUGAAAGGACUCCAAAAGUUCCCAGUCCCCUGACCUAUUCUGAAAGUACAAUUUGUGCUCUUUGCUGCUGGGGAGGAACCUCCCUGCUCUCCACAGGUUGUGAGAACUGGUAGUUAAAGGUUGGAUAUCGGUUUUGCCAGUUCUUUCUGGUUCUGCGUUCUGUUGCACUGAAGCUCACGGUUUUUGUAGUGUAUGUUACUGUAUCUCACUGGUUAAAACAAACUUAAAGCACUGUACUUUAGCUGUGAACAGCCCAAUGGUAUCCCUGGUGUAAUUCUUGGUCCUUUUCACUUGGCAACGAAUGCUUUUUGCAGAGCACUGCUGUGUCCUAGUUAGUUAAUCUGUGCGUAAGAGCGGGACACUCGGGAAUCUUGGCAUGUGUUCUGACUGCAACUCCUGGUUUGUUCUGUAAUCCAUACCGGUUACAAGCAGUUUUCUUUCUUUUGGAAAAGUAAAAAGAUUAGACGUUUCUGUUAGGAGUAAACUCUGAUAUAUUCAGAUUCACAAAAACUGGUAGCGGAACUGAUUGUGUUGAAUGUGAACCACUUGUUUAAAGAUUCUCUGACUUGUUUUCUGACAGAUGACAGCUGCUUCCUAAACACAGGAGUGAGACAGCAGAGACCACUCGUUCAUUUAGCUGUUAGGGAUAUUGAGAGAAUUUACACAUUGUGUCUUUCAGCUUCAUUUAGGCCACGGUUCUGCAAGCACGACAUGAUCAAAAUGUCUAUCUCACUAAGAGUGCUGAAUACCCAGUUCAGGGCAACUCAGGGAGAGAUUUCCAGCUGCAGUAGAGCCACGUGCCUUGACUAAGCCUGGUGAUGUUGCACUCGCAUGAGCUGAGGAUCUGGCCCUUAACUGUUCAACAGCGUGAAUGUAUUCAACAUUUUCCUUUGUUUCCAGCAUUAAUGCUGCCCAGUUUACUCUGCUGUGUGCUCUUAUUGCUCUAUGUAAUUCAUUUGUUGCAUUGUUCCAUUUGCUGCUUGUUUCUAGAGUUGAGCAUAAAAAACAUUUUAAUAAUAAUAAGGGAGAAUUUACAUCCUGACUUUGUGUUCUCUAUCUUCAGAGUUUACAGCCCUCGAUAGCCACUUUGCUACCAACUGUUGUAGUCUGUCGCGCACCGCCAGCCAUCUUCUCUUUCUGGGGUUUUUAUAGUUAAACAGAAUGGAUCUUUAUUUUUAUAGCCUGUAACUUCAGUAUAUAUAGCAGUUAUUUCUAUAUAGUAAUUAGUGAUCAGAAUACUGUACAAAUGUUACUUUUAAGAGCUGUAACUUUAAAUUGAUAAUAACUACUUAUGAGAAAAUACCAGCAUGUUAAGUUUUAAAGGAAACGAUAUUUAGCUUAAAUACUGUGAUGCUGUGGCUCGGGAUUUGUACUGAAUAUGUUUGUGCAUAUAUUCUGAAAUUGCACUAAAUAGGUUAAAAAUAAGCUUAAAAUUCAGAUAUAGAUUAAAAAGUAGAAUUCAUAACAUCUUACUUUUUUUUUUCAGCCAAGAGAGGUGACAUUUGGGGCUUGGUAUUUUGGUUUUCCCUCAGAACAGUUGGGGAGGAGCGGUCUGUGCUCCUGGCAGAACCUUUGUUGUUCCCUUAUAGUGCAGUUUUGGAUAUGUAUUAUUUAGUGCCCAGACAUUAGCAAAAGCCAUCAACGCUGUUCCUGCCUCUCAGAAAACAAAAGCUCAGAGCAAACCUGGCUGCUCACAGCUGUAAAGUGAACCAGAUCUCACUUGCACGCAAGUAACCAGCCACUAAUACUGAACCUCCAAGAUAGAUGUUUAAAGUCAAGAUGUGUUAGUUUGUUAAUUUUUUCUGGACCUCAAAUGACGUUUUCAAGUCUGAAAUUAUUUUUCCUUUCUGUUUUAGAGGAAGGCAGGCUGCAAUGAGAGGAGAAGGGGGUAUUGCUGUAAAACUCUUAGCCAUAAAACUGGGAAGUGUGUCCUUCCCUCGCUCCGUAGGCACAGGAGGUGUGAUUUUGAAGCAUCUCAUGAAAGCCUCUGCUUUGUUUCCCCCCUCGCUGGCUUCAUCCAGUAUUUUUGAAGCAGGUGAUAAUACCAUCGCCCUGUGACUGGAUUUGCACAGAUCAUCACGUGUCGGUGAUGUGUAGUGCUUGAGUACAUGGGCUGGGUUCUGUCUGUAAGGGGCUGUGGCUUCAUUGCUGUCGUGGACCUCCCAGUUCUGCGGACACUCCACAGUGACACAGGGAAACAGAAGAGCUCUUUUAUCUUCAAUGAGUUACCAGUAGGUUCUUGAGAAACAUCUCCUCCGUAUUCUUCAUAGAAAUUUGUAAAUACAUUGGUUUUCACAGCACUGGCCUCGUUACUGAAUUUCCUAAUACAUCUUUUUCUUGUCUUGUUGUUUGUACUGUAUUUCUCUGUAGAUUAAAUUUUGUGCAUUAAAGUGUUUAAACUCAGUUUUCCCUGUUCCUCACUAUGCAUAGAAGCAAAUGUGAGUUUUGAGCUCUGUAACACCCCCGUGAUGACGAUAACUGCCUGGCUUUGGAAAAAUGCAGUAUGGUCAGCCGUACUCUUGGGUUUUGAGAAUGGUGGUAUGUGGGGAACACAGCAUGCAUGCUUCUAUCUGCGAACCCUGCUGCAAAGUCCAAGCAUUUCAAGCUUCAGACGUGUAGAAAAAGAAUUCUAGACAACAUGGUAAUGUCAUUCAGAGGUGAAACUAAUUCUGAUUCGUAGCCCACAAGGAUGCCUUGGCAGCUGCUUUCCUGCUUCUGGUCCAUCCUGCUCAUCGAGGUUUUCUCUCAAGAAGAAGCUGAGUUUGUACCGCUUCAUCAUGGAUGCGUUGGAAAAGCCCAGCCUUCACUAGUAAGUUGAAGUAUCCCCAUUUUUCACUGAUGUUGUCAGUGAUUUGGGAUCUUAAAACAGUUUGUGAUGCACACUCCUUGUUUAGUCAAAGGGCGUAUAGAUUCCUUGCCUGUAAAGAGCAAUUUCUAAACAGGAUGUUUAAUGGAAAAUAUUUGGUAUUCUGUGGUGUUAAUAGAAACUGGAGGCUGAGCACAAGUCAGCAAAAUGCGUGCGAGGCUUUCCACAGUAAGGGGAAGCGCUGCUGCUGGAAGGCGUUCAGAGAUCAAGUGGCUCAGCACUCCUGAUGGCAGCAGAUGGGGGACACUUUGGUCUUUGGGAAGUAAAUAAACCCUCCUGUGGGGCCACUUCAUCAGUGUCAGUUCUCUCCCCGAGUCCUCUCUGUUCCCCAAUCU